Cajanus cajan (pigeon pea) is the source of this 1556-nucleotide messenger RNA. Its product is annotated as AT-hook motif nuclear-localized protein 20. The record is from RefSeq and is a predicted model, not a curated record. Gene Ontology annotation, molecular function: DNA-binding transcription factor activity; minor groove of adenine-thymine-rich DNA binding. Lineage: Eukaryota; Viridiplantae; Streptophyta; Magnoliopsida; Fabales; Fabaceae. Gene Ontology annotation, cellular component: nucleus.
UGUUCUCAUCAUUUAUGAAUUGUACAAGAUAUUAUAGAUAAAAAUAAUAAUUAUAAACCUACAUAUUGUUUUAUAUUUCUUAUUCUACUUAAAAAUUGAAUGAAAAAAUAUAUAGAAAAAGAAAUAUAUGUAGUAGGAAGGGAAGUUGCAAAAGAGGGGGGUUUGGAAAGUGGAAAACCUUGAAGCGCUUCCCGGGGAGAAGAGCGAUUCAAGGAACUCACUCUCACACUUAUUCACACACUCACUCACCCAAUUCCCCCGUUUCCUCUUCCAAGUCCCAAACAAAACGCUUAACAACAACUAGCCAGUAGCCACACCUCAGGCUCAGACAAACGCUUUUUUAUUAAACCCACACACAGAUCUCAAAACAUUCAUUACUUUUUUGCUUUUCAACCAUGGCGAAUCGUUGGUGGGCCGCCAACAGGCCCAAUGAACCCAACUCAUCGCUUCACCAAGACAACGCUACUCCAACCAACAGCAGCAACAGCAACUCCAACACCAACAACGUUAACGUUAACGCUAACGCUGUUGAGGACGAGGACAACAACAACACCACCACCGACCGUGACCUCGACGACCACAACCUCAGCGCCGGUCGCCGCCCACGUGGCAGGCCUCCGGGCUCCAGAAACAAGCCCAAGCCGCCGGUGGUCAUUACCAAAGAGAGCCCCAACGCGCUGCGGAGCCACAUCCUCGAAAUCAGCUCCGGCAGCGACGUCACCGACUGCAUUGCCACCUUCGCCACGCGCCGCCACCGCGGCGUCUCCGUCCUCAGUGGCAGCGGCGUCGUCACCAACGUCACGCUCCGCCAGCCCACGGCCCCAGGCGGGGUCAUCAACCUCCAGGGGAGGUUCGAGAUCCUCUCGCUCUCCGGCGCGUUCCUGCCGCCGCCCUCGCCGCCGGAGGCCACCGGGCUCACCGUGUACCUGGCCGGCGGGCAGGGGCAGGUCGUCGGCGGCAGCGUGGUGGGGCCGCUGGUGGCCGCGGGGCCGGUCAUGGUGGUGGCUGCGACGUUUGCAAAUGCUACCUAUGAGAGGUUGCCUUUGGAGGAUGAACAAGGUGAAGAGGACAUGCAAGAGGUGAAUGAAGGUGGUGGAACUCCUCCUUCUCAGGGUGAACAACAACAACAGGUUUCAAUGCCGGUGUAUAAUUUGAACCCCAAUUUGGUGCCUCAAAAUGGUGAUGUCUUCUGGGUGCCUCCACCUCGUCCUCCUCCACCAACUUCUUAUUGAAAUUUUAUUCCAAAUGUCUAAUUACAUUAUUUAGAAAUCGAGACCAAGAGUCCUUUAAAAAGAAACUAACCGAGGGUUGCUUUUAAUUUUCUGCCGUUGAUCUUGCUGAGUUAUAUAUUUGCAGUCUCAUCUGACGGUUUGUAGCAAGGCAGGUGAGGUUAGAACUUUGAACUUAGAACGUUUUGAUGAAUAUUUGUUGCAUGUUGUUUUAAUUUCAAUGCUAAACUUUGUGAUAGUUUGUUUGUCUGUGUUGUUGCUUCUCUGCCUAAUCUACAUUUGGAAAUUGAAUGAAUGAAUGGAUGAUGGAGAUUUGUAUUCUUUUGC